CUCGUCAACAGCUGCUCAGUCAAGCGGGUGAAGAAGUGCUCCGCCUCCCUCCCCCACACCCCAUCGACGGUGACGACCAGAGGGGUGAAGGUCAUGGACCAGGCCAGGGUAAAUUUCGUCGUUCUGACAUGCGAUCUGGACAGUGAUUCUUGAGAGUCGCAUGUAUGUAUGACAUACAGGGGUAACGACGAUGGCAGCGGCUUCCCACUCACUCAGAUGCUACAUCCUCCAAUACUCGUCCUGCCUGUCCAUAUCUCUGUCUGUCAGUGUGUCUGUGCGUGUGCUAUGCUACAAGCCCGUCUGUGUGCAAGACGCAAAGAGACAUAGCAAACGCCGCACAGCGGAAGAGAAACAGACAGACAGACAGACAGACGAGGAAACUGACUGACAGUGAGGAAUGCAUACAUUUGUGCGACAAAUCACUUUCCUGCUGAUGAGCAUGACUGUCUGCAUGAAAGUCCAGUCGUGCACACAUACACACACAUCAACGAACAGUAGAGCAGUGCUGUGUGUUUGGAUGUGUGGAUGUACACCACACACACACACACACUCACACACAUACACAUACACACAGAGCACUCGCCCGCUUCCCACACACCGACGCAUGACAGCCGCCGCGUACACUGAUCGCUCCCCAACAGCGCGUAACCACCAAAAUGACUUCCCGCACGGCUAGCUGCUCAACUGACUAGAACAACCCAGUGAAGACCUCUUCUCUGCCUCCACGGUCACCAGCAGCUCAGCAGGGCCACUAGCAGUGGUCGGGCAACCAUGCCUGCCUGCCUGCUGUCUGGCUGCGGGCUCUUGUGUUCCUGUGAUUUGCAUGCAUCACCCCAUUGUAAGUAUACACUUCAGACGCGAAUGUGCAUAUCACAUCCAGCCCUCACCCAGCGAAAGACCCCAAAACACACACCGCCAGCCCCAAUCCCCAUCCACCGCACCAGAUAUCGCGACCCCUUACGCGCACAAACACUGUGAAGUGAAGCAACGCGUCGAGCUCGCCGCCUUGUUGGAGUUUGACUCACUUUCGACUCACUGAGGCGGCGGGGCGCCUCUGCUGGCCGGCCGCCUCUGGCCCUUGAUCCGCGCUUCAACUUAUCGCAACCCCAGCCUCUCCUUGAAGCGACAGCACACAGCACACUUGAAGCAAUCCGGGCAGACGAGUUGGAUGAAGUAGACGAGGACGCCCCCGCCGACAGCGCAGAGCAGGAGGCCGCCAAACUUGAAAACAGACGCAGACUCCUCACGAAACACGAAGCGGAGUCCGCACAUGUACAGCAGCACGAAGAACAACAGGUACAUAAUGGCCCGACAUCGCCUGCACAGAGUGUCAAACUCGGCGUCAUAGGUCGCGUCGUCCUGAUCAAUCAACAUGCAGUCAAUGCUCCAGUCGGUUUGGGCAUACGCGUCGCAGAACCCGUCCUCGUUCUCCUGGGCCACCCCCUUCUCCUCCCUGAAACACAACAAAUCAGGGACACACCACCACACUGUCGCUGAUCCCAUCCCACGUGCCCACGUGUGCUGCGGACCUACCUCAGACGCUGCCACUCCGCAAUGAUCAUGGCGCUGCGCUGCUCUUCGGCGUGCAUCGUCACCCGACCUUCGGACCGCAGCUGACUAUCCUCGUCCUUGAAGUUGCCUUGGAGAUCCAUACUCGUGCGGACGCGGGACCUCAACCAAGUGGAGGG
This is a messenger RNA of Vitrella brassicaformis, 1688 nucleotides long. NCBI's taxonomy places the organism in Eukaryota, Vitrellaceae. The record is from the annotation of a GenBank genome assembly.